AUGCCUAUCAAUAAUCCUAUGAUCGAUUGUUAUAAGUCAAAUGGUCAGGAUUUCAAUAUGGAGCAUAAGCUAUCAAGUACUGUUUACGACUCUCAGUCACAUAUUUUCGAUCUGCUCACUGCGCGAGAAUUAUAUCCCCAUCGUUCACAGUAUACAAAGGCCAUCCAUUCAGAUCCAUAUACUGUAAAGAGGCUUAAAUCUUUUGACAGUUUAAAAGGUCAUGAAGGUUGCGUUAACACCGUCGUAUGGAAUAGCACUGGUGAUCUCAUAUUAUCUGGCUCAGAUGACUGUCAUCUAAAUAUAUGGUCUCCAUUUGAUAAACCUGACGCUCCUCUUAUCCAUUCAGUCCAAUCCGGUCAUAGUGCAAACAUCUUUUCUGCUCGUUUCAUGUCUCAUACAGAUGAUCGUCAUAUAGUUUCUUGCUCUGCCGAUGGAAUAGUCAUGUUCACUGAUUUAAGUGAUUAUUUGGCUAAAUCUCCUUCUCACAGUUGGCAUCCUUUACCUGCUUUUCGUUGUCAUGAUGGAAUGGCAUUCGAAGUCAUGCCUGAUCCCGUUGAUCCACAUAUAUUUUUCUCUUGUGCCGAAGACGGUCUCAUCAACAGAUACGAUCUCCGCAUCUCUACUUCGUGCUUUUGCCACCAUUGCAAACGUCAUUUAUUUCUUGAUUUAAACCCCGUGCGUCGUCAACCUCGCAAAUCUCAAAAUAAUUUUCAAGGUAGAAGAGGUACUCAUCAAUCCACUGAUUCUGAUGAUCCUCGUUCUCAUAGCGAACCUGAAUCUGAACAAUUUUCUGAACGAAGACGUCGUGCUUUUUCCUUCCGUUCUGCAAAAGAUAUGAGCGUUACUGCUAUUUCAAUUAGACCUGAUAAUCCUAUUUAUUUUGCCGCUGCUUGUGGUGAUGAUACUGUCCGUAUAUAUGAUCAACGUUUUGUUAGAACUCCUUCUUCCGGUUCCGAUACUCCUUAUCAUAGGGAAGGUCAAGUUUAUCAAUUUAUUCCUACAAAAAUGCGUCAAAAACAACAGGAAGAUCAAUAUCAUCGUCAUAGAAUGACUAGUAUGAAAUUUGAUCCAAAUGGUGGUGGUGAUUUAUGUAUCAGUUAUAGUGGUGAAAAAGUAUAUUUGAUUAGGCCUGGUAGCGGUUUCAAUGACAAAAAGGGCAAUCCUCGAAAUGGAGGUUUUAAAAUAUCAAAAAAGCCAAAAAGAAAUAAAGUCAUUGAUUCUGAACUUGUUGAUAAUAAGCCUAAAGAUGUUGUUAAUGAUAAUAAUAGUAUUGAUUUAAAAAAUGUUAAAAUGGAUGUUGAUAGUUCUAUACCUGAAUCUAGCGAUAAUGAUAAAAGUGACUCGACUCAAUCAUCAUAUGAUGCUUCGUCAAUACCUGAAAUCAAAGAAGCUUAUUUCUUUGGCGCCAAUUCUGAAUAUAUUAUGUCUGGCUCGGAUGACGGUCGAAUAUUUAUAUGGGAUCGAUAUACCGGCAAAGUUGUUAACCUGUUGGAGGGUGAUACGAAAGUUGUUAAUUGUGUUCAACCUCAUCCUUUCUUUCCCAUAUUAUGCACUUCUGGGAUUGAUAAUGACGUAAAAGUUUGGUUCCCUAAAUGUGAUGAACAUGAUAUUUCUAAUGCUGCUGACAUUAUACAACGAAAUGAGUUAGAAGCGAGUAGCGAAAGUGGUAGUCUUGGCAGUUGGGGUGGUCGAGUUGUGGUUAUACCUGCCAGCCAGGUUAUGGUUAUGCAAUUAUUAG
Messenger RNA from Cetraspora pellucida, 1738 nucleotides. NCBI's taxonomy places the organism in Eukaryota, Fungi, Glomeromycota, Glomeromycetes, Diversisporales, Gigasporaceae. The record is from the annotation of a GenBank genome assembly.